AUGGGCGCUGCUAUCCCCACCUGGGCACUAUACCCCCCUGGCUAUAACACAUGUGCACCUGGCGGGUGCUGGUCCUUGCGCAGCGGCUUGGACUGCUUGAGGAUGAAGUCGAAGGUGCUGCGCCGCGACGCACUCGCCUUCUUCUUUGGCGCCGCUGGCUUGCCUGCUAGGGCUUACCAAAAGAACGAACUAUCUCACACUGCCGCCCACCUGUCAUCGCUCACUGCCGCCGCCCACCUGUCAUCGCUCACUGCCGCCCACCUGUCAUCGCUCACUGCCGCCCACCUGUCAUCGCUCACUGCCGCCCACCUGUCAUCGCUCACUGCUGCCCACCUGUCAUCGCUCACUGCCGCCCACCUGCCCACCACUCACGCUGCCCCACCUGCCACCCCUCACUGCCGCCCACCUGUCAUCGCUCACUGCCGCCCACCUGUCAUCGCUCACUGCCGCCCACCUGUCAUCGCUCACUGCCGCCCACCUGCCCACCACUCACGCUGCCCCACCUGCCACCCCUCACUGCCGCCCACCUGUCAUCGCUCACUGCCGCCCACCUGUCAUCGCUCACUGCCGCCCACCAGUCAUCGCUCACUGCCGCCCACCUGUCAUCGCUCACUGCCGCCCACCUGUCAUCGCUCACUGCCGCCCACCUGCCCACCACUCACGCUGCCCCACCUGCCACCCCUCACUGCCGCCCACCUGUCAUCGCUCACUGCCGCCCACCUGUCAUCGCUCACUGCCGCCCACCUGUCAUCGCUCACUGCCGCCCACCUGUCAUCGCUCACUGCCGCCCACCUGUCAUCGCUCACUGCUGCCCACCUGUCAUCGCUCACUGCCGCCCACCUGCCCACCACUCACGCUGCCCCACCUGCCACCCCUCACUGCCGCCCACCUGCCGCCUGCUUCUGA
Molecule: messenger RNA, 906 nt
Organism: Closterium sp. NIES-65
Lineage: Eukaryota; Viridiplantae; Streptophyta; Zygnematophyceae; Desmidiales; Closteriaceae
Source: the annotation of a GenBank genome assembly